Messenger RNA from Galeopterus variegatus (Sunda flying lemur), 1080 nucleotides. It is a transcript of the gene NKX6-3, whose product is annotated as NK6 homeobox 3. The coding region runs from base 1 to 1080 and encodes 359 amino acids. NCBI's taxonomy places the organism in Eukaryota, Metazoa, Chordata, Mammalia, Dermoptera, Cynocephalidae. Gene Ontology annotation, biological process: regulation of transcription by RNA polymerase II; cell differentiation. The record is from RefSeq and is a predicted model, not a curated record. Gene Ontology annotation, molecular function: RNA polymerase II cis-regulatory region sequence-specific DNA binding; DNA-binding transcription factor activity, RNA polymerase II-specific. Gene Ontology annotation, cellular component: nucleus. The transcript has 4 exons.
AUGGAGUCCAACCUGCAGGGGACGUUCCUGCUGAACAACACAGCGCUGGCUCAGUUUCCGGAGAUGAAGGCCCCCGUGUGCCAGUACUCGGUGCAGAACUCCUUCUACAAGCUCAGCCCCCCGGGGCUGGGCCCCCAGCUGGCGGCGGGCACCCCCCACGGGAUCACGGACAUUCUCAGCAGGCCCGUGGCCACGCCGAACAGCAGCCUGCUCUCCGGCUACCCGCACGUGGCAGGCUUGGGUGGCCUCGGCUCGCAGGGGGUCUACUAUGGCCCCCAGGUGGGGAAUUUUUCCAAGGCUGGGAACGAGUACCCCACCCGGACCCGGAACUGCUGGGCGGACACGGGCCAAGACUGGCGAGGCGGGCGGCUGUGCAGCAACACCCCUGACCCCCUGAGCGACAGCAUCCACAAGAAAAAGCACACCCGACCCACCUUCACCGGGCACCAGAUCUUUGCCUUGGAGAAAACCUUUGAGCAGACCAAGUACUUGGCGGGCCCCGAGCGGGCACGGCUGGCAUACUCGCUGGGCAUGACCGAGUCUCAGGUCAAGGUGUGGUUCCAGAACCGGAGGACCAAGUGGCGGAAAAAGAGCGCCCUGGAGCCUUCGUCCUCCACGCCCCGGGCCCCAGGCGGCGCGGGGGCGGGCGCGGGCGGGGACCGCGCGGCCUCGGAGCACGAGGACGACGAGUACAACAAGCCGCUGGACCCCGACUCGCCAGCCCCGCGCAGCCGGUCCGGGCCGCAGCCGCGGGAGCACGCGCCUUCCUUGCCCCCCGUCCCCACGCCGCGGGGCGACAAGCGGCAGGGUGUUGAGAGCAGGAACGGAGGAGGAGUGGCAGAGGAGGCGCCGGAGGCCCGUCCCGUUAAGCGAAGGGAAAGCAAGCACUUCCUGAGACCCGGAGACCCCUCCGCCGUCUUGCACCCGUGGGCCUCGCCCUGCCGAUUGUGCAGAUUCCGAAGUGCACGGGCUGUGGUGUCCCGCACGUGCCGGUGUGACCCGCUGCUGGCCGGCGGCAGAAGGAAAUCGCGGGGCGCCGGGCACUCGCUCAGAGCUUUGCACAGGAAGGAUCCCACCUGA